AUGGCUAACCCUUCAACCCAACAACGCAUCGACUUCGUCACUCUGGGCAUGUUCAUCCUAGACGACAUCCACCCCUCCCCCACCUUUCCCUCCAAAACUCCCUCUCUCUCCAUCCCCGGCGGAGCAGGAACUUACUCCCUCCUCGGCGCCCGCCUGCUCUCUCCUCCACCCUCCAACCCAAUCGUAGCAAUGAUCAUCGACGCCGGCACAGACUUCCCCUCUUCCCUCCUCUCCACCAUCCGCACCUGGUCUACCUCCUCUCUCAUCCGUCAACGAGAUGCCUUGACCACGAGAGGCUGGAACGGCUACUCCGGCAACGAAGUCCGAGCGUUUAAAUACCUCACUCCGAAAUUACGACUCACAGCAGGGGACUUGACCGCCGAACUUUUGGCGUCGAAGACUUUCCACCUAAUCUGUAGUCCGGAACGCUGUAUCACCGAAGUCAACUCCAUCCUUCUCCGGCGAGCCAACGAAAGGGUCGAUGAACGACCACUCUUCAUCUGGGAACCUGUCCCUGACCUCUGCACCGCGGAAGAACUCUCCCGUACACUGGAAGCGAAUAAAGUCGUAGACGUCGUAUCACCCAACCACGAUGAGUUGGCGGCGAUGUUCGGCACGGAGCAUGGGUCUUCUGUCAGGGUGGAGAUGGUGGAAGAACAUGCCUCGAACAUGGUCGAGCAUGGGAUCGGCAGAGAUGGGGAGGGGGCGAUUGUAGUGCGCUGUGGGGCGGUGGGAUGUUUUGUCCUCUCGAGGAGGGUGAAGAAGUGGUUGCCCGCUUAUCAUACGGAUGGCAGCAAAGUGGUUGACCCGACUGGAGGAGGGAAUGGGUUUCUGGGCGGGUUGGCGGUCGGACUUGUCAGGACAGGGGAUGUGGUGGACGCGUGUAGGUGGGGGAGUGUGAGUGCGAGUUUGUGCAUUGAACAGGUCGGCGUGCCGGUGUUGGAGGAGGCAGGUAAUGGGAAGGGAGAGAAGUGGAACGGAGUGGACGUUCUGGAACGACUGGCCGAGUUUCGAACAAGAACAUCGUGA
This is a messenger RNA of Zymoseptoria tritici IPO323, 1029 nucleotides long. RefSeq lists its product as uncharacterized. The transcript has 2 exons. The record is from RefSeq and is a predicted model, not a curated record. NCBI's taxonomy places the organism in Eukaryota, Fungi, Ascomycota, Dothideomycetes, Mycosphaerellales, Mycosphaerellaceae. The coding region runs from base 1 to 1029 and encodes 342 amino acids.